Macrobrachium nipponense is the source of this 3799-nucleotide messenger RNA. RefSeq lists its product as uncharacterized. The transcript is spliced from 7 exons. The record is from RefSeq and is a predicted model, not a curated record. The coding region runs from base 105 to 2507 and encodes 800 amino acids. Lineage: Eukaryota; Metazoa; Arthropoda; Malacostraca; Decapoda; Palaemonidae.
GUCCGUCGUGAGGAAGGGCCGAAGAUCUAGAUUGGUCGAUGUAUGCCACAAGUGUUUUGGGUUAUCCCAGAACACAUUAAAGAAGCCUGUUGCCUACAAACAGUAUGGAGGAGUCUAUGUGGAAUGUAUCCAAUAAUCCCUAUCCUUCUUGCAUGAAAGAAGAACCAUUAGCUAACGAUGCUUCAGCUUCUCAGAGUCUGUGGGAGAGAGAUGAUGGCAUAAAUGUAGUUGAGCCAGUUGUGGAAAUCAAGACAGGAGGUGAUUAUUUAGAAAGUGUGGAUGGCAUUCAACCAGAUCUUCAUGACCGAGGAGGGAGACCCGACUACUCAUAUAACUCUACAGGUGUGGUUGCUGGAUAUCACAAAAAUGACUUGGACUUGAUGCUAAUGUACAGUGAGGCUAACAAAGCAAAAGAACUUGAAACUGGUGAGCUUUGCCAUGAGAAAGGAUAUCCAGGGAUGGAACAUACAGUUGGUGUCACUAAAUGUGAGGCUGUUGGAGGUCAAGAUGAAAUGGCAAUGUGUCAGAAGACAGGUCCUUUAAUGUUCAGUCAUUCAAUAUUAGAACCAGAAACAUCAGAUCCACAGCAGGGUCUCAUGUCCAUAUCAGAUGUUUCACAAGCAUGUAUGCUGAAACCGUAUGCUGGAAAUGAAGGUACAGUAGGCAACAUGUCAGAAAGUGAUCAGGCAAAUAAUGGUUUUGAUGACCGUUACAGAAGUCCCUGCCCUUUCUGUGGAGAUAUGUUUACCCACGUUAUUGCACACAUGAUGACAGCUCAUUCUGAUGCCCCAAUGGUGGCCGAGGCCAUGUCACACGAGAAAGGAAGUCCCCAGAGAAGAGCCCUUUUUAUUGCCCUUAAGAAUAAAGGACAUGCUCUCUAUAAUAAGUUUUCCCAGAAAGAUUGUAAAGAAAUUGAAGUUCCAGAUCUGGGGAAAACCCCAAAUAACCCAACCCAGAAAGUAACAUGUAAAUAUUGCUCCAGAAAUUACAAAGCUCAUAAGAUUCGCUAUCAUUACAUGAAAUGUUCAGCAUAUAAGGAGUCAACUAACCACAACACUUUUACUUUCAGAAGAGAAAUGAGAAAGCAAGAUCACUAUAAGAAGUGCAUGAACAUAAUGCAAGCCUUUCCUUUUGUGAAUGAAAAGGUAGCAAGUGAGAUUCUGGCUCGCAUGAGACAAGAUAAAAUCACCUCGCACAUUCUGAAUGAUCCUCUGUUAUUGAAGUAUGCUGAAGUUCAUUCCCAAGGAAAUGUUAAUCCUAGUUUUUUGCACAAAGUUAAGCAAGAUUUGCGCAAUUUAGGGAAGCUGAUCUUAUCAUUGAGAGAAAAGGAUGACAACAUACAAUACAUGGCUGAUGUUUUGAAGCCAUCGUCGUUUGGUCUUGUAGUACGUUGUGUACAGGAGCAUUCAGGUUUUAAUUCUGUUACUUGUUCUUAUGAGCACACAUCUACACCCAUGAACACUGGUUAUACUUUAAGGAAAUGUACAGAAUUAUUAAAAGAAGAAGCACUUAAAACUAUGGAUGAAGGAUUAAUCCAACAGUGCAAUGAAUUUACAGAUCUGAUGAUAAAUGACUGGAAAGAUUGUAUGAGUAUUGAUGUGGCUCGUAACAGGAAACGUGAAAAGUUACCUCUUGUCCAAGAUAUCAAAGCAUUACAGCUUUACUUUGAUAGGGAAAUGAAUAUAGGUCUGAAAAAAUUGUAUGAAAGCAAAGCUGCAAGUCAUUGGAGGAGGCUCUCAAGAUUGACCCUUGGGAGUAUUGUGCUUUUCAACAGAGGAAGCAGCAGGAAAAUUGAUCGUAUGACGAUGAGUGACUUUGAGAAUGGUUGUUCUUCAGACACAGUUUUGCCAGAAUUGGAGGACAAACUUUCACAUAUAGAGAAACAGUCUGCAACUAAUCUGACAAAAAUAUACAUUAAUGAAAAUCCUGGUAAAAAGGUUCCCAUUUUAUUAAAACCAUUGCAUAUUGAAGCUGUCAAACUAAUGAAUGAACUGAGGGACACAGUGGGUGUUGUAGAUAAUCCUUUCAUAUUUGCCCGUCCUGGGGGUGAAACUCCAUUGAGGGGUGAUGUGAUAAGGGAAUUUGCCCAUCGGGCUGGUUUAGAACAGCCAAAUAAUAUUACACCUUCAAAUUUAAGGAAACAUGUCAUUGUUACUAAUCACCUUACAUCUUUUCCUCGUCGGCGUGAAAAUGCACAAGUAAAACGGAGAGCAGCAAAUAGUAUUGAUCGGAACAAAUAUGCGGAAGGUUAUAGUCAUUAUGAGCAGACGGGAAAUGAUUCUCAAGAAAUGUCAGAAGAUAGGGUGUUGGAGGCCAAUGGAGUCACAUUAAUGGAACCAAAGCUUGAAAAUGAUGAAGGCAGCAUGGAAGACAUUAAAAAGGAGUUCAAUUUUAGAGAUUGUGGCAACAGAUAUUGGUUUUUGGGUUAUAAUUCUUCAGAUUUUGAAUUUGAAUCCGGUGAUGAUUCUGAUUAUGAACCAAACAGGAGAGGAAGAAGUAAAGUAUAGACAGCAAAUUCAUCACUGGGGACUUUAAUAGGCUUUAAUUAUUAUUGGUGUUUGUUAGUAAUACGUACCCGAUAUUUUUUUUUAGAUAAGGACACUACAUAUAAUUGAGAAUUAUAUGUAUAAAAAUUUGAGGGUGGAAAAAUAUGAAGAAAUUGACUUAGAAAUUAGACUUUGGAUUAAUUUGUUAUCACCCUUUAGUCAAGUAACAACAGUUCUUAGGCAUGUUCUUCGACACUCGCCAAAACUAGAGGACCCUUGUAACCUAUAUGGGGGGGAAAAUGCAAUGGUACAUUGGGUUUGCUAUGAACAGUGAACAUCAUGCUCGCCUGUCAAGUUGAUGCCCAAACCAUCUGUAACAGGCUACAUGAGGCCAAGAUAUUAUUUCGCCAUAUUCCUGCCAAGAAACACUUCCUAACAGAGAAACACAAAGAAGAGAGGCUAGGAUUUGCAUUAAAAUAUUAGCAGGUGGCCAAUAAUUUCUGGAAGAAAAUUAUCUAUUGCAAUGGGGAGGAGACAUUCCGUACUGAUAAGUAUGUUAGUCUUCUUCACUGCUGGCAUUUAACAUUAACUAAGUUAAUGUGGAACUGCUUGGUAAUUUUAAUUCUUUAGAAGCUUAGAUAAUAAGAAAUACAAAAGUAGGCAUAAAAUGUUCAAUAGUUAAUUUCAUAAGAGGUGUGAAAAUGAUAGACCUAAGUAGCAAGGAAAGAAACGAGAAAUUACAUAUGUUGUAUAUACAAGAUUAUAUAUAUAUAUAUAUAUACAGGCAGUCCCCGGGUUACGACGGGGGUUCCGUUCUUGAGACGCGUCGUAACCCGAAAAUCAUCGUAAGCCGGAACGACGUUUGGAAAUAUGUCUUAAACUAAUAAAAAGUUAUAAAAACCUUACUUGUAAUCCUUUGGUUACACUACAUGUUGUUUCCUGUAGUUUUAUGUACAACCUGGAGUUAUUUUCAUAAAAAAAUGCUGGUUCUUGAAGGUAAAAACUAUUGUAAUCCUCUGGUGACACUACAUUCUUGAAGUUUUAUGUACAACCUGGAGUGAUUUUGCUAAAUCUUGAGGGCUACAAUAACAGUUGAUUACUAUUUACAUAUCAUAUAGACUAAUUAAAGUAAACGUAUCUUUAAAUAGGCUUAUAUAUUAGUAUCAACAAAACAUUUCCUGGCUUGAGUCAGAGGCCGUUUAAUGAAACGAACACUUUUCUGUCCUAUCUGUUCAGAAAAUAAACGUUACGUCAAUCCCCGAGACCAUUGUUGCCAAGACUCCUCUCUCUCUCUCUCUCUCUCUCUCUCUCUC